GCCACCGCCAGGAAGCGUCCGCUUGAGUUCGUAGCCCGCUCGCCGCCAACGGGCUGGCAGGCCGAGGAGUCGGCGGCAGGCCUCGCGCUGCAGGUGCUUCCCUAAUGGGUGCGGAAUGAAGGUGGGCGGCGCAGGUACCCAUCCAGGCGGCGGCGGCGGCGGCGGCGGCGACGGGGACGAGACUGCGCCCCGCUUGUAGGCGCCGGGCCGCGCACGCCGUGCCCCGGUGCGCUGCUGGCCGGGCCACGUGACCGCGCGCGCACGUGUCCCGGCCUCUGGGCACCGCGGCGCGGCGCUUCCUCCCGGCUUGGCCACCGAUGUCCGCCUAGAGCCCGCGCACGCCGCGCCCGGGAGGCGGCGGAGACGAGGGCGCUAAGCCGCGUGAGCGGCAGGCUCUCUCAGGUCCGCCAUGAACCCCAGGGACCUGUUCCAGGACUUCAACCCCAGUAAGUUCCUCAUCUACGCCUGCCUGCUGCUCUUCUCCGUGCUGCUGCCCCUGCGCCUGGACCGCGUCAUCCAGUGGAGCUACUGGGCUGUCUUCACCCCCAUAUGGCUGUGGAAGCUCCUGGUCAUCGCGGGCGCCUCGGUAGGCGCGGGCGUUUGGGCCCGCAACCCCCGCUACCGCACCGAGGGGGAGGCCUGCGUGGAGUUCAAAGCCAUGCUGAUCGCCGUGGGCAUCCACCUGCUACUGCUUAUGUUCGAAGUCCUGGUCUGCGAUAGGGUGGAGAGGGGGACCCACUUUUGGCUGCUGGUCUUCAUGCCACUUUUCUUCGUUUCCCCGGUGUCCGUGGCCGCCUGUGUUUGGGGCUUCCGCCACGACAGGUCGCUGGAGCUGGAGAUCUUAUGCUCGGUUAACAUCCUGCAGUUCAUCUUCAUCGCCCUGAGGCUGGACCGAAUUAUCCACUGGCCCUGGCUGGUGGUAUUCGUGCCCUUGUGGAUCCUCAUGUCGUUCCUUUGCCUCGUUGUUCUCUAUUACAUCGUCUGGUCCUUCCUGUUCCUGCGGUCCCUGGACGUGGUUGCUGAACAUCGAAGAACACACGUGACCAUGGCCAUUAGCUGGAUAACGAUUGUCGUGCCCCUCCUCACCUUCGAGGUCCUGCUCGUUCACAGAUUGGAUGGCCACAAUGCCUUCUCUUACGUCUCCAUAUUCGUCCCUCUCUGGCUGUCCUUAAUAACGCUGAUGGCCACAACCUUUAGGCGGAAGGGAGGCAAUCAUUGGUGGUUUGGUAUUCGCAGAGAUUUCUGUCAGUUUCUGCUUGAAAUUUUCCCAUUUUUAAGAGAAUAUGGGAAUAUUUCUUACGAUCUCCAUCAUGAAGAUAGUGAAGACGCUGAAGAAACAUCAGGCUCAGAAGCUCCAAAAAUUGCUCCAAUGUUUGGAAAGAAGGCCAGGGUGGUUAUAACGCAGAGUCCUGGGAAAUACGUUCCCCCACCUCCCAAGUUAAAUAUUGACAUGCCAGACUAAACUCUUCCAGGCAGGGCCUCAGUGAAAUAGAAACCAUGUCCGCACACAGACUCCACCUUGCUAAUGCCUCUGUCCAUCCCAAAUCUGGAACCUGGAAAGCAGGCUGUAGACCCUCAUUUCAUGCCUUGUGUCCAACUUGCUGUGUGUACCAUAGACAUGGAGGUUAUUUUAAUCUGUGUGUGUGUGUGUGUGUGUGAGAGAGAGAGAGAGAGAGAGAGAGAAAGAAAGACAGAGACAGAGAGACAGAGAACUUGCUUUCCAGGUUGGCAUUUUAAUAGCUAGCUGAGGGCAGUAAGUGCAACUGUUUUCAAAGGUCCUCAAAAAAAAAAAAAAAAAUUACAUAGCUGUUUGUUUUUUUAUGUGCUACAAUACCUGUCAAAAGUAUUGUUUAAAAAUAUUUUUAUACACUGCUAGUCUUAAAGUUGUAUUUCAGAUCGUGCUUGUUGUGACAUAAUGGCAAGUGUUCAGAAUUCUCUUUCCAGCAUUGGUUUCUGAACCUCACAGUAAAGUAGUUUUUCUUUGAGCUUUGCUGAUACUGGUCUAAUAGAUGAACUUUUGUAAUGGAGUGAAUGUGUGCAUACAUAGUAUUUAUAUGAAUAUUUUAGCAGUAUAUGUUGAAGUCUAGUUCUCUGCAGUACAAUGUAUUGUUAUUUUUUUAAGUUUCUAUGUGAUGAUAUGUAUCUAUUGCAGAUGUCCUUAAAGACUGCAUAAAAUGUUACUAUGUACCUGGUGUGGGAUCUUGUCAAAGUACAAGGCAUGACUGUAGAAACUGAAAAUCCUGUGGAUCUGAGUAUUCAGGUGUUCGGUGACAGAGGGCUGCAGUAUUAAGGUCUCUCAGUAAGUGGAAGUAGAGGGGGAGCCAGCAUCCUCUGGGAUAGGUGGUGUGCUCCGUGGUACCAGGUCAUAAAGUGACACUGUUGUCUGCUACCCUUUUUCCACACAGGUGGUAACAUUUCUUGAAGAACAACCAAAAUAAGCAAUAAGUGGCUUAUCCUUUUCUAAGGAGCUUGGAUAGUUUGCCAUAAUGCAAAGUGUUACCUGCCACUUGGAAGCUGAAGAGGAGCCUUAACCAAAAAUGACCAACAGGAUGGGGUCUCAUUUUAAGGUCCAACCUUUUUGGUUUGUCAGCAACAGGGGAACAAGAGUUCAAAAUAAUGGCAAUGUUUCUUUAGGUGCUGGCAGCACAUUAGGGAACCAGAAGGACAAAUGCCAGAGCCUGAAAGAGUAAUGUUCUAGCUGGGAACAAAUAAAUACUUGCAAAAGGAAGUAAAAUAAAAAGGAGUACUGGUAUUACUGGCAGGAAUCCUUUUAUCAGCAACUUAUUAAAAAUUACCUAAAUUGGGCUGCACAUAUUCAGUAUGUAACUGCACCCUUUACUCUGGCCACAAGGCAGAUCUGUUGUAUUUGAACAAAAAGAUAAACC
This is a messenger RNA of Castor canadensis (American beaver), 2885 nucleotides long. It is a transcript of the gene Tmem185b, whose product is annotated as transmembrane protein 185B. Lineage: Eukaryota; Metazoa; Chordata; Mammalia; Rodentia; Castoridae. The record is from RefSeq and is a predicted model, not a curated record.